This is a messenger RNA of Daphnia carinata, 3909 nucleotides long. RefSeq names its product hamartin-like. Gene Ontology annotation, biological process: negative regulation of cell population proliferation; regulation of cell cycle; negative regulation of TOR signaling. Lineage: Eukaryota; Metazoa; Arthropoda; Branchiopoda; Diplostraca; Daphniidae. The coding region runs from base 224 to 3796 and encodes 1190 amino acids. The transcript is spliced from 10 exons. Gene Ontology annotation, cellular component: TSC1-TSC2 complex. The record is from RefSeq and is a predicted model, not a curated record.
AUUCGUAUUCUUCGGUAAUCAAGUCAAUUUGCAUAAAGCUUUUAAUCAGUUAGCACCUCUUAAUAUCUCGGCAACUCUAAUUAUAAAUUAGAGACCCAAUAAAGCGAGCUCUUAUUCAACUUUUAAGCAAGGGUUCGCACGUGGAUAAUGUUCUUUUUCAUUACCCGCCAUCAAUUUCUUCUAUCCUCUUGUGAAUCUUUAUCAGUUUAUCUUAAUUUAUUCAAUGGAAAUGGAGGAUCCAUAUAUGAAUUUGGAUCCAGCUGAAUUCUUCAAUCUCUUAGAAAGCAAUCAGCUGUCAGUGGUGGAAGAUAUCAAAAGUCUCAUUCAUGAUCAUCUUAACACCACCAAAGAAGCAUGGCUUGUACAGGGUCUCUUCGAUUACAGCAUGUCAAAAGGUUCUCUAAGAGCGAUGGAGAUCCUCCUUGGCCUCAGAGAAACCCAUUCUAAGCAUCUGCUUGACAAAUUAUCAGAAUCUCUUCGUUCUAGCAACAGCAGGCUCUCGUCACUCAUUUUCAUGGGAUUUCUGGUCAGAAAGCAACCCCAAUGGCUUCACAGAAUAAGUUCGCAUUACGUAAUGAGGGACCUCAUCAAAGUCUUGAAGACCGAUGGUGGUGUAGUUGUCUUGGUCAAUGCGCUGCUCGUCCUGACUGCUCUCAUACCCAUUAUCCCAAACUUGGAAAGCUCCAUACUCAAUGAGAUUUUUGAAAGUUUUACGAGACUAGCCGCUUGGAACUACUCAAACCAACCCAAACAGCCUGAAGUUUACGUCCUACAUCUCCAAAUUGCGUUAUAUGCUUUGUUCCACCGUCUGUACGGCAUGUAUCCGUGCAAUUUCCUUUCCUACCUGCGCCAACAUUAUUCGCUACGCGAUAAUUUACCGAUUUUCAGCCACACUGUCAAGCCCAUGGUAGAAACAGUUCGAAUGCAUCCUCUCUUAGUCACCGCAUCCAAAGAUAUUGAAAUCGGGACUGCCAGGUGGAAGCAGAUGAGCGUCCACGACAUUGUCACCGAAUGUGCCAAGUACUCUUUGCUCGAAUGCCAAGAGAUAGGCAACCGCGAAGACCCGAUUUGUUCCAAUUUGGUUCAUUCUUCUACGUGUGCUGUAGAGCCUGCAGUUGCCAGUGCCACACAGCCAGCACCUUGGCUUGAUGAAGCCAUGAACGUCAAUGGAGAAUGGUCUUGGCCGGCCCAGUGGGUGCUUCAAGGGCCUUCAACCACGAAAGCUCCUCUUAGCGCCCGGGUGACGCCGAAACCCGAUCCUACAGAAAGUUAUCUCAAGCAACAACAGGCGUCCAUACCACCAUCUUCGUCUGUUGCUCGAACGUUAAAUCUGACUCCCACAGCGUCACCAUUGCCCCUUCCACCGACAUCACCCAUGAAGAAAGACCUUCAUUCUUUCAAAUUUCCUGGAGUAGGAACAAGUGGAGGAGCUACCGGUGUAGCUGGCGUUAGCACUGGUGAACAUGACCGACGUGGCAUGGUCAUUGGAGUCAAAUUGCAGAAGAUUGGCCAAGAGCCGGCCAGCAAUUCGUUCGCUCAUUUUGGACCCGUUCUUUCCGGUAUGCGAUCGCGGCAUUCGAGUGGAGCGCCAAGUGCCGAUGCUCGCAAGAACCUUAUGAGCCCUUCUACUUUAGCCGAACAGCUAAGCCCGGCUCCACACAAACCCACAGACAAAGAUCAUAUCAGUGCCGAAGAUCGCGAAGUGUGUCGGCUAUUGUCAUCCAAACCCCCUUCUAAAGAUUAUUUUGAAAAGGAAACUCACGCGCUUUCGCAAUCGUGGAUCCAGUCACGUGAAGGAACGCCAUGCGCUCCGCCACCUAGUAGGCCCGACAGCCUUCUCCAGGAUAAAAUCGAUGAUGGCCGACAUGAUGACAGUGAGCCAGAAGAGUACAACCGUGCUAGUCACGAAGACUAUAAUUACGGAGAUGACGUCCUCGAAUCACGGCCGAAUGCAGGAGGUCAUGGAACAGGAGGACAUUUAGGUGCGGGUGGCGGUGUAGUAAACCAUACUUCUUGCCAGUCUGGCGGCCUGCAUAUGCCGGACCAAACGCGCUUCUCCGACUUUGUUCAGCGUGUUAAGCGGCUGCGCUAUUUCAGUCAAUGCCUUCCAGUGGCCAGUGCCAAUCAAGGGAGCCCAGGAAGUGGGAGCAGUAUUGGCACUGUUGUCGAGAGCACUAGCUCCUUCGGCCCCACUGCAUCGACAUUAACAUUGCGUUUACGUAAACGCAGUCAUUCGUGUCCUAAUUUACUUCAGCUGGACUCCAGUGGCGAUCAACGAGUCGCCGUCGUAGCUGAAAGUGAUGGUAAAGAGGAACCCACCUCUUCACCCAGUUGCGUGACAGCUCAACAGCAAUCGACCGCCUCGCAAACGGAUCAGGAUCUUUGGCCGCCUACCCCGUACGAGCACCUCUUCUUCAGCGUGUUGCCUCCAUCGCUCCUCUUCCCGCCUCCGCCAGCUCCGGCGGAAGCUUCUCCAAGACAAUUGGCUCCAUCCGAACUGCUCGACCGCUACAUCGACGCUGCCUUCCGGAAUCACGAGCGUAGCACGGCCUUAUUAGGCAAGCCGAACGCGACAGAAGACGUUUCUCUGCUCAAAGGACAAGUUUUGAUGUUGCAAAGUCAAUUGCAAUUUGAGCGCCACCGGCGCGAAGUCCACGCCGAGCGCAACCGUCGUCUGCUGGCCAAAGCCAAACAAGGCCGUUUGGCCGAGGAAGAAUUGCACACGAUGCGAUUGCAAUUGGUCCAGGCCCAGAACGAAAUGGCCGCCGUGCGGCGAGAUGCGGACACGAUGCGCCGUCUGCGCAACGCGGCCGAAGCGGAGCGCGCGCAGGCCGUCCUCCAGUUCGAAGAGCGGACCAAGAAGAUGCUGCAAGAGCUCCAGGAUUUGUCUGCCGAUAAAAGCCAGCGAGAGCAGGAAUUAUUUGCGGCUCGCGAGGAGGCCCGUUCCCUGCGCCGCGAAGCGGAUCGCCUUCACGCGCAAUCAUUUGCCGUCAAAGCCGAAAUGAACGAUCUGCGGCGGCAGGCCAACGAGUCCCGACGAUUCCAACAGGAUCUCAAAGAUUCUCAGUACCAUUUGAUAGCUGCCCGCGAAACGGCCAAUUUGCUCCAGCAGCAGCUCAUGAAUCCGUCAGGAGCCGUUUUGAAGUAUGAAAUGGAGGAGAUGACUCGCGCUUAUAAAGAGGAGUUGAAAGCUCAUUGGGAGAAACUGGAACGAGAAAGGCGGCAGAACGAGGCGCUGACGUCAAAAUUGGCCGACAUGGAAGCAACGGCUCUUCGUCGAGAGACGGACAUUUCCGAAUUGAAACGAACGUUACAGCUGGUGAAGGAGGAACACCAGCAAGUCAUGCAGGUGGCCGAGCACAAAUACGAUUCGAUUAAAAGCAUCAACAUGGCCUUGGAGAAUUCCAUCCUGCAGCUGCGCCAUCAGGUCGAACUUGGCCGUUCGCGACAGAGUCGCCGCCGGCUCAUCACCCAACAGCGGGAAGAUGGGUCGGGGGGUGCCGCGACCUCAGCCCUCAACGCUGCAUCCUCUAUGAUGCCAGCCUCUGUUCCAGGAUUCAGCACAUCGCCCAGCAGUCCGCCAUCCUUUUCUUCCAUUUCAGGAGCAAGUACGGAACAGCUGUCGGUGUCGUUAGCGGUGGAGGCCAGCGAGGGACUCAACGAGUUGUAUUGGCAAGGGAUAGAGACAUCGGCGCUGGCCGAGGUGGCCGAUUUGCCCCACGAGAGCUGCAGUAACGCCGAUCGCCGUCACAGCCUCGAUAUUGACCGCAACGCCAGGAAACCGACGUCCCAAUAACAAAAUGCGCCAGUCCCCGUAUAUAAAAAAUUAUCACUAAGAUUACGAUUACCUAAUUUCUACUAUAAUCACUAUUUGAAACCAAGCAGAAGAAGAAAAAAAAAAAAACAAUU